CGUAAAAAACGGACUUUAAACAUGACGUUAAAUCUUGCAGGAAAAAAGUUUCUGAUUACAGGGGCUGGUAAAGGAAUUGGUCGCGAAAUUGCCAAAACGUUACACCAGCAAGGGAGUAAAGUCAACGCUUUAAGCAGAUUGAUAGAACCACUGAAAUCACUUGUUUCGGAAAAUCCUGGAAUACAACCGAUACAUGCAGAUGUCGGGAAGUUGGAAACGCUUUUUAACAAACUGGAAGGGAUAGACGUUUUGGGCGGGCUUGUAAAUAAUGCAGCACAGACUGGAAUCCCUCUCAUCGGUGCAUUGGGUUAUCCCCGAGAGGAGCUUCAUAGCCUGAUUGAUUCACAAGUUCUUGGACUUAUCAACGCGACGCAAAUUGUCGCAAAGAAAAUGGUUGCAGCAGGAAAGCAUGGAUCCAUCGUUAAUGUGUCCAGCAUUUGGUCCAAGCAAGUGGUUCCUGGGCAAUUGGCAUACACAAUGACAAAGGCUGCUGUUGAUAUGAUAACCAAACAGUUUGCUCUAGAGCUUGGUCCUCACAAUAUUCGGGUCAAUGCUGUUAAUCCAACGCUUGUUCUCACCGAAAAGGUAACAAGGGUUAUUAAAGAAGGAGUGCCUCUGGACGAGAUUUUUAUCGAAAGGACACCAAAUCAUCGAAUAUGUAAGGUCCACGAAAUUGCCUUACCAGUGCUUUAUCUUUUAUCGGACUUAUCCACGACCACUAAUAUCAUUAAUGGAGGAAUGAUGUCGUCAUAUUGUACCAGUUUUGAUACUAAGAAGACUUGAUGGAAAUAACAGUGGAGCAUAUUGAAUAAUGCUUGUAGGUCACAAACAAUCGUAAUUUAUGUCACGUACAAUUGUAAUUAUAUGAUUACCAGUUUAAAUUCAUCACUUUGUUUAGGAAUGUUACUUUGUUACUUUGUUAUUAUCCGAUAUGCAUGAGUUUGUUAUGUACUAUUAGCUGUCACAUCUCAUUUUUUAUUAUUCAAUGAAAACUCAUUUGGUUCUUUUCUCUGUUAUGUUUACAUCUUGUUUUAUAUCGCUGUGUAUUGAUACGAUAUGAAGACACUUGUUAUUUGUACUUUUCAAGGAUGCCAUCAAGCUGCAAGCGACUAAUAUUUUUUUGAUCAUAAAAUAUAUUAAGUUUAGCCUUCUGUAUUCUGUUCACACGUAGAAAUAAGACAAUUGAGCAAUAAACUUAGUAUUUCUAGUAUUCUAAUAAUUAAAAUGGAUAUAAACAAGAGGCGUUAGCCCUUGGUGGGGGAAAUAGCUACUGAGUAAUGGACAAACGUGUUGAAAGUUUUUAUAUAAAUCGAAAGCAGGUGGAUUUAUCACAUAAGGUUCGCACGGCUUUUCAUUUAUAAGAGAAAAUACAACAACAUUGGCUUACAGUGUGAUUUCAGUUAUUCACUUAUUGUCCAACAUUGAAGUUUUAUAUAUCCAUGCAUAUUUAUUUACGGUGUGUGCGUAUGUCUGUCCAAAUCUUAACAAAACUGUUUUAUUUGUUUUGAAACUGUUUUGAAGAACAUGUAUAUAAAGUAGGGAUGCAAACGAAUAUUCGAAUAUUCGAUCGAACGUUUGAUAUUCGAAUGUCAAAAUCGGUA
Mya arenaria is the source of this 1601-nucleotide messenger RNA. Its product is annotated as carbonyl reductase [NADPH] 2-like. The record is from RefSeq and is a predicted model, not a curated record. Lineage: Eukaryota; Metazoa; Mollusca; Bivalvia; Myida; Myidae. Gene Ontology annotation, biological process: xylulose metabolic process; glucose metabolic process. The transcript has a single exon. Gene Ontology annotation, molecular function: L-xylulose reductase (NADPH) activity; carbonyl reductase (NADPH) activity. The coding region runs from base 22 to 783 and encodes 253 amino acids.